CGCUAAGACACGACGCCGCUCUCCUGCGCCUGCUCUGUAUAUGUGUAGGCAUCCGUAGAGCUGCAGCUCGUAGCAUGUCUAGCUCUGCCAUUAGAGCCGAACGUCUCUGUUUGACUGGAGCUGUCUAUUGUCAUCGCAGGACGCGGUGUAGUUUUGUGGGUGACAGAUCCCCUAGAUCCCUCUGUCUGAGAGCAAAGAAAGAAUGAAAACAGGAGACCCCUUUACUGGGCGGACUGCGCAGAAAAGCCACCUUAACAAAAGAUUUUGACAUGAAGAAAGACUUUGAUACGUUAAUAGCUGAGGAACGCGCUGAGAUCAUCUCAAAAUAUGAUAAGGGCCGGGAUGCGGGCGUAGACAUCGACCCCUGGGAAGACCCGGACUACACUAUCUACAAGUUCACAGAUCGCUUCGGCUUUCUGCAUGAAGAGGAACUGCCGACUCCCAAUGCUCUUGAGGAAAAGCAAAAACAUCUGGAAAUUGAAAGGGUGGAGAAAUGGCUAAAAAUGGUGAAGAAAUGGGACAAGUACAGGAACAGUGAACGGAUGUGGCGCAGGGUGUAUAAGGGGAUUCCCUUGCAGCUGCGGGGGCAGGCCUGGUCCUUACUGCUGGAUGUGGAGAAAGUGAAGAGUGACAACCCUGGCAAGUACGAGAAAAUGAAGGAACAGGCCAGACACUUCUCCACUGAAAUCAAGCAAAUCGAUCUUGACGUGAACCGGACCUUUCGAAACCAUAUCAUGUUUAUGGAUCGAUUUGGAGUCAAACAGCAGGCUCUGUUCCACGUCCUGUCGGCCUACUCUGUUUACAACACAGAAGUGAGUUACUGCCAGGGGAUGAGCCAGAUCGCCGCUAUCCUGCUGAUGUACAUGAAUGAAGAGGAUGCCUUCUGGGCCCUUUCCCAGCUGCUAACCAAUCAGAAACAUGCCAUGCACGGGUUCUUCAUCCCCGGCUUUCCCAAGCUCCAGCGCUUUCAGGCUCAACAUGACCAGAUCCUCUCCAAACUCCUGCCCAAGCUGAAGAAGCACCUGGACAAGGAGCAGAUGUUCACUGGGAUUUACACAACCAAAUGGUUCCUGCAGUGUUUCAUUGAUAGGACACCGUUCACCCUGACACUGCGCUUGUGGGAUAUUUACAUACUGGAAGGAGAGAAGAUUUUGACUGCCAUGGCGUACACCAUACUCAAACUGCACAAGAAGCACCUCCUGAAGUUGCCUCUGGAGGACCUGCGGGAGUUCCUGCAGGAGACCAUGGCCAGGACCUUCUUUCUGAAUGACGACCUGGUGGUGGAGCAGCUGCAGGUGUCCAUGUCCGAGCUGCGCAAGAUGAAGAUGGAGCCAGCCAAGCCGGAUGAGUUCCCAAAGCAGCUGCUGGGCGUGGAGCGACCCGUACUGCUGCUGCCACUGAAGCCCCCGCAGGCUGCUAACGGAAAGAGCGAGGCCAUUGCAUCCAACAAGACCCCCUCCCCUGGCGACCUGCGGGGUUUCCAGACCCCUCCCCCAACCCUGCCUUCCACCGACCCCAUGCUGGUGCACAGCCAGGGGGAGCCCCAACGCCAAGCCCCGACCCCUAGCUCUGAGGGGGUGGAGCUUCCCCCAGAAGAGGCGGGGAUAAGACAGGUUGUCGGGGCAGCACCCCUGGAGGACAGUGAUGAGUGGCCCCCUCCCUACGAGCCUCCAGAAACGAGCGAUGCGGGAGACCCAACUGCAGCUGAGCUGGAUCUGCCCGAGCUAGACCCACCUCCACUGCUUAGUGAGGAGGUCUACCCUCCCACACCACCAGGGGGCGACACGCCUUUCUCUCAGCGCCCGCCCAAACCUUCAGCCUCAGUCCCUGUCCCCUCCAGUGCCUCCCACCCGUGCCUCCCCCCGAAACCGUUAGCCCUGUCACAGGCAGCCGAUCGAAGACCUUCCAACAUCUCCCAGUAUGACAACCUGUCCCUGGGCCAGGAGAACCACUGCCUGGACCAGCUGCUGCCGACGGCCACUGCCAUUCCGGAACCUUCCACCAACGGGAACAGCCUCACUCCAGUGCGCCCUUCACCACUCCCGCCCUGCCUUAAGCCAAAGCCCACGCCCCCUCCCCCGCCCCACCGUCAGCUCCCCCAGGUGCCACAGCGAGAUGGACCGGACGUACUUCAGUCCCCGCCUCACUUCUCUAACAGGCUCGUCACCUUCCAGUCCCCCUCACUGCCCCACAAACCCCCUCGGGAGGAAGCCGCUGACCUUCGCCCUCUGGUGGAGGUGGAGAGAGAGGGCGGGAGUCACCAGGCCUCACCAAAACGAGCGUUGAUGCCACCAACGCUCCCCUUCGCCCCCAAACCCACAGGACAAACGACAGCGGUCCCCGCUGUCCGCUCCGAUCCAGAUUUUUACCGGACACACCUCUCCAACCAGCAGCUCCCCAAGUCUGUGACAUUUUAGCAUAUGGCAUUGCCAAUUUCUGACGGAUCCUCUAGCAUUUCUUACAGACACACCACUUUUUAAAAAAUAAACUGUGUUGUAAACAAUGCUGCGCUGAAAGAGUUUACCUGAGGGGUUUUGGCAGAAAUAACUGUUUUGACAGAUGUGUACAGACUUCUUAACCUUUGUAAAGAAGCUUUUUUUUUUGCCCCUGAUAUUAUGGUUUUGGUAGUUUUACAAAUACUGAUCUGAUGAAGGUAGAGUUUAACAAAAUUUAGCUUUAAUAAAAAUCCUGAUGAAGCCUUUCCAUUGUGACAGAUCAGUACUAUCUAGCGAACAGAAAGGGUUGUGGUCACAGUUCUUAAUGCCAAAACUGUCUGGAAAGUGUAAAAAAAGGGACUGAGGAGGGGUUUCACGACAUAUUGUGCAGUUAAACAAAUGGAAUAAUGGGUAUGAGGUCACAUUCAGCCCGUGUGCCCAUUGCUUUGUGGUGCUUAAUUUUUCAUUUGCUGUAUUUGUCCCUGUUUCUGAGGUAAAAUGUUUCUUAACCUUGUGAAGAGUAGGUUUUUUGGAAUGUUUUUUUUUUCAAAAUUCUAAGUCAGUGUUCUAGACCUUCAUUGCUUUCCAUUACCAGCUGUGAUGGUUACAGCAGCAUUGGAAUGUUCAGUUAAGAACAUUCUGAUCACAUUAGUGAUCUCACAAGUUCAUUUAUUGUUUAUAUGCCAAUGUUCAUUCACUGCACACAGAACAUUUUGUAUCAUGAGCAGUUAGUAAAGGGUUAAUGGUCUGUAAUCAUGGAACAGCAGUGUCUGGAGGUUGCGCUAACUUUAAAGGGGUUCAUAGGAGACCAUGUCGAUAACUGGGGUCUAAGUCAUUGUUUAAAGUGAGCAGGCUCACGUCAUGCAACACAGCAAAUGGGAUUAUGGGUCAACCCUGGACCCUCUCCUUGAACCGUCUGUAAUACAUAUUGCUUUCUCUCCCUCCUUACUAAUGCAGUGUAUAUAGGGUUCUCUCUGUCCCCUCUGACAGGAAAAUAAUCAUGGAAAUGUAUGGAAGUCCUGCUGCCCUUAAAGAUUUAAAAAUGAGGUAUAAUCAUUUGUAAUAUACAAGGAGAGAUAAUUCAGUCUAGCUUGCUAGCUGGAUUUCUUUCAUUAUGAGUUCAUUCUCCUUGCUCGUAGUAUUCUGCUGUUGCCAGCAAAUUGACAUGCCCACAUAUACAGUAAUCCUGCUGCCAGAAAGCUCUGCCGAAUGAUACCCUUCUCACAGACAAGCUGAGGGUUGGUCUGUCUGAGGAGAGUAAUAUUUGUCACUGAGUACCAAUGGGGUAAGCCAAGUAGCUGGAUUUCACUAGAACUUGACUUUUGGCAGUGUUAAAAACAGCCUGUGUUUAUUGCAUGUUUAUCCUUAAAUCACAGGUGAAAUUGAGCUGUAAAUAUAAUGGUGAUUUGAGAGGUAGCCUUGUGCUAGUGGCGUUCAGAACGACCAAAGCAUGGGCAGAAUACCCAAAGAUUUCAAACAGCCCCCAGGUGCACUCAGCAAAUCAACUGCCACUUCCAAAAGGCAGGACAGUUUUCACGGCUUCAUACUUGGUCAUUUGUUCCUCUUGCAAAGAGCCACAGCUCUGUGGUUUGAUGCAAUUUUUUUGUUGGGUAAAAAAUCAUAUGUAGCAAUAAUGUAGAUAUUGUGUAAAGUUUGAAUGUAAAAAAAACCAAACCGUUAACCUGCACCCUGAAAUCAGGCAUUUAUUUUAUGUUGAUAUCUAUAUAACAUGUAUGUUGAUAUCUCCACCAGGUGAGUCGAAUUGCCUUUAUUAACAGAAAAACGCCCAAAUACUGGUUCUGUUUUCAAAGCCGUAAGGAAUGCCUUCUCUUCGUGCCAAUUGAAUAGCUCCACCUGGUGGAGAGAUUGCACUUUUUCAUCUUUUUUUAUUUUUUUAUUUUAAUCUCAUUUGACAGUAUUCUUGACCUGACGGAAUUAGUUGUGAUUUUGUGUUUGGUUUAAAUAUGCUUCCUUUUGUAACAAAGUGCUGUUUUUCAUCAGUUUUGUUUUCAGACAGACCUAUGUAUGUCUUAAGUCAUAAGCUGUUGAACAGUAGUUGUCCCCCCCCCCACUAGCUCGGAAUAAUUGGCAGUAGUUACAGUGCUCAGGAAAGAGCUUUAUAUUUUAUGAUGGGUUUUUAAUAAAGAUAGACUGGUUCUGUGAGGAACCGCAAGGAGUGAAGCCUGGGAGAGAAAAUGGAGCAUUUAUUUCCACAGCUUUCAAAGGUAAAUUACUGCUUUAAUAAGUUAUAUGCAAUAUGUAUUUGAUUUUUGUCUUUUGUCAUUUUUGCACAUUGUUUGUAUUACAAGCAAAAAAAGAAACAAA
Molecule: messenger RNA, 4760 nt
Organism: Anguilla anguilla (European eel)
Lineage: Eukaryota; Metazoa; Chordata; Actinopteri; Anguilliformes; Anguillidae
Product: USP6 N-terminal-like protein
Exons: 14
Coding region: 270-2417 (715 amino acids)
Source: RefSeq, a predicted model, not a curated record